Molecule: messenger RNA, 752 nt
Organism: Jatropha curcas
Lineage: Eukaryota; Viridiplantae; Streptophyta; Magnoliopsida; Malpighiales; Euphorbiaceae
Cellular component (GO): chloroplast
Source: RefSeq, a predicted model, not a curated record
AAAUGGGUCACUUGCUCAUGUUAGUUGUCUGUUGGUUUGGAUAAGGUUAGUGUUCUGAGCUGCAAAUAUUACUGGCUCUCCAUUUCUUCUUCAAAUCAAGUGAAAAAUAUAUAAUAACUUAGGAAUCAAUGGGCAAACAUAGCUUACAAGCUCUAUGAAAAUGGCAGCCAAACUGGCUUUCUCUUCUUGCCUCAGCACUCAAAUACCUUUCCUGCCCAAUUUAUCACCAUUAUCUCCUGUAUCUUACACUCUUAGUUCGUCAAAGAAAAGGACUCAUCAUUUCAAAAUCCAUGCCAUUGGUGGAGGAGAUGGAGAACUUAAGCCAAAAGGGAAGAAGAAAUUCAUAACCAGAGAAGAAGAACCUGAACAAUAUUGGCAAACAGCAGGAGAAAGGGAAGGAGAGAAUCCUAUGAAGACACCUCUUCCUUAUAUUAUCAUAUUUGGCAUGUCAACUCCAUUUGUUAUCUUAGCCAUUGCUUUUGCUAAUGGUUGGAUUAAGGUACCGGUGCGAUGAUUUUGUUUAUAAAUGUAGCAAUAAAAUAGCAGCUAAAAUGACAAUCUUGGAUUGAUUUAUUUUAUUCAGUCAUUUCAGUUUUUAGAUAGAUACGCAUUAUUUGUACAUUAGUUAGGGAUGCUCAUCUUGUGCAUUCCUGAAGCAAGCAAACUACAUUCUGAGUUUUUUUUUUUUUCCCUGUAAUAAGUGACUAGUUCUGCUAAUAUAAGCAGCUCAUAUCUGCAAUUUGUGUUUACCA